AUGUCUGUCAAUGGAGAAGAUCAAAGUUACCAGUUCGACGAAACAUCAGAAGAUGUUGAAUUAAAUGAGACCCAACGUUCAAGUAAUGGUGCCGGGGAUACAAGUUCAGAAGAUCCGGAAUUAGAAGCCAUAAAGGCCAGAGUUCGAGAGAUGGAGGACGAGGCUGAGAAGAUAAGGGCCAUGCAAAGUGAAGUCGAGAAACAAAUGAAUCUGGGGCCUACGACUGUUGCCAUGACUGAGGCCGAUAAAUUAGAAGCAGAUGCCAGAUCAAUAUGGAUAGGCAAUGUUGACUAUGGCACAACGGCCGAGGAACUGGAGGCACAUUUCCACGGAUGCGGUUCAGUCAAUCGAGUUACGAUACUCUGCGACAAAUUCAGCGGUCACCCGAAGGGCUUUGCCUAUGUCGAGUUCGCGAACAUCGAGGCUAUCGAUCCUGCCAUGGCUCUCAAUGAUUCUCUCUUCAGAGGCAGGCAGAUCAAGGUCACAUGUAAAAGAACAAACAAACACGGGUUAACGUCGACAAACAGGCCACCUAGAGGUCGAGGAAUGAGGGCAAGAGGAGGGGGCAGUUACAUGCACCAAUACCCAUCAUACUCGCCUAGAGUUUACAGGGGUCGAGGGGGUUAUGGCAGGUCCAGGAGGCCCCAUUAUUAUAGCCCCUAUUGA
Helobdella robusta is the source of this 666-nucleotide messenger RNA. RefSeq lists its product as hypothetical. The record is from RefSeq and is a predicted model, not a curated record. The transcript is spliced from 5 exons. Gene Ontology annotation, molecular function: RNA binding. Lineage: Eukaryota; Metazoa; Annelida; Clitellata; Rhynchobdellida; Glossiphoniidae. The coding region runs from base 1 to 666 and encodes 221 amino acids.